AGACUGUCGUAGAUGUCGCAGAGAUGUGAAAGAUGCCAAAACAAGAGUGCUAACAUGUUUGCACCAGUACAGGAAAUUUGGAAUUAACGAUCCAACUACGAUUACAUCGAAAAUUUGCGCUUAAGAGGUAGCUUCUGCAUGUCUCUUGUAUUUUCAAUGGUAAAAUAAGGCUCUUGUGGCGCUGAGAGUAAUACAGAAUGCGCGAAAUAUACGGAAUCAUGAUCACAGUUUGUUUAAUUGCCAAGACAAUUGCUGAAAAAAAGUACUGUUGGUACUUUGAAGGAGGUUAUCCAGUGUACUUCAUAUGCAAGACAUAUGAAGACUGCUGUGGAACACAAUGCUGUGUACGAGCCCUCUCAAUCCAGAGAAUAUGGUAUUUCUGGUUACUGCUGAUGAUUGGCAUUCUGUGCUGCUGCAGUGCUGGAUACUUCAUUCGCAGACGCUUGCGCCAUUCCUCUCCCCCUGGGGCACCUGAUUUUAAAGUGGCCUUCACUAGACACCCCAUCAUAUCACAAGGACCAUACCAGACUGGCUUUCAGAGUUAUGGAGACUCAGAGACUGCAGCCAUUUUAACUGCCAUCCCAGUGCAGACUCACCCCAGUCACAUGUCUGUAGUGUACUCAGCCCUGCCGUCCCACUACAGCCAGCCUCCACCUCCUUAUGAUCAAGCCAUGCAGGACUUAAGAAAUAAAUAGAAGUAUAAACAGACUUUAGAGGUAUUGUAAAGAGGCCAAACUAUAUUACCUCAAAAUAUUUACUUUUUACAAUUCUUACACAAAGACUAUAAGGUACAAACCCCAAUUCUGAAAAAGUUGGGACAGUAUAGAAAAUGCUAAUAAAAACAAAAGGGAGUGAUUAGUACAUUCUAUUCUACAACAACACAUUAUUUAAUGUUUUACCUUGUGAAUCAAUUUUUAUGUAUAGUAACACUUUACGAUAAGGUUGCAAUUGUUAACAUUAGUUAAUCCAUUAGUUAACAUGAACUAACAAUGAACAACACUUGUAUACAGCAUUUAUUAAUAUUAGUUAAUGAUCAUUUAUACAUAUACUUUCACAUUUCUUAACAAUAAAAAGAUUUAUAAUUAAAAUUUCUUAAUACAAUAGCUAACAUCAACAAUGAACAACACCCUAAACACCCAAUCUUUAGGUUGGUGGCACAUGUCAAAGUUACAUCCACAUGAAUGCCAGGAUCCAAGGUUUCCCAGCAGAACAUUGCCCAGAGCAUCACACUACAUAGUGCAUCCUUCUGCCAUCUCUUCCCCAGGUAAACGAUGCACACACACAUGGCCGUCCACAUGAUCUAAAAGAAAACAUGAUUCAUCAGACCAGGCCACCUUCUUCCAUUGCUCCAUGGUCCAGUUCUGACGCUCACGUGCCCAUUGUAGGUGCUUUCGAUGGUGGACAGAGGUCAGCGUGGGCACUCUGACCGCUCUGCAGCUACGCAAGCAUGUGAUGCACUGUGUGUUCUGACACCUUUCUAUCAUGGCCAGCAUUAAGUUUUUCAGCAAUUUGUGCUACAGUAGCUCUUCUGUGGGAUUGGACCAGACGGGCUAGCCUUCGCUCCCUACAUGCAUCAGUGAGCCUUGAGCACCUAUGACCCUGUCGCCGGUUCACUGGUUGUCCUUCCUUGGACCACUUUUUGUAGGUACUAACCACUGCAUAUCGGGAUCACUCCAUAAGACCUGCCGUUUUGGAGAUGCUCUGACCCAGUCAUCUAGCCAUCACAAUUUGGCCCUUGUCAAAGUCGCUCAGAUCCUUACGCUUGCCCAUUUUUGCCCUGCUGCUAACACAUGCAAUUCAAGAACUGACUGUUCACUUGUCACCUAAUAUAUCCCACCCCUUGACAUGUGCCAUUGUAAUGAGAUAAUAAAUGUUAUUCAUUUCACAUAUCAGUGGUUUAAUGUUGUAGCUGAUCAGUGUAUAUGCUCUGUACACUGGUGGAGUCCUGGAGUUUUAUGUAAGAGGUAAACCACCACUUCUGCAUUGCAGUUCAGCUGCAGGUCGUGAUUGUACGUUAAGGAAACAAACAUAGCAACAACUCUGGAAUAUCUGGAAAUAAACCGAAUCAACAGAGAGUAAAAUAGUGAAGUCUUCCUUGGAUGCCAUGUGUGUUUACACAAGUAUUGCAAGAAAUUACGUUAUUGUGGAGAAUGCUGCUUACUGACGUGGCCACAUGUAUACGGGAGUAAAGAGUACACCACUUAAACUGUGCAUGUAAACGGGAACGCUGUUUCUCACAAAAACUUGCUUUCUACUUUUUCUGGUGUCCAUAUAACUGUAGUUAUUGUGGAAGAAGCAAUUUAGUUGCAAAUUAAGGACUAAACUUUGUGCAAACUUAUUUGACAGUUUUCCCAUUCUUGUGUAUGUUGCUAAAGAUUUUAAUAUUUGUAUUACCUUUCUUCUGUGCAGUGCAGAAAUAUGUUCUCAAAACUAUAUAUGUUGAUUCGUUAGUGAUUCAAUAUUGUAAUGAAUGUGUUACAUUUGCUAUGUAAUGCUAAAAAAUGUCCUGCAAAUAUUUGGAACGUGUGAAUUGUUUUACAAUAAGGUCUGUCAAUACCUAAAAUUCAUGUUUUUUUAUUGCAAUUUUUUUUUUUAAAGAAUCUACAAACAUUAGUAACACAUUAGGUAAUGUUGAAAUAUGUUACACUUUAUAAUAAGGUUUACAAAUAUGCACAGUAAAUACUUUAUUAUUAUUUAUCAUUAUGUCAACAAAAAAUCGUAACACAUUAAUUGAUGUUC
Molecule: messenger RNA, 2739 nt
Organism: Xyrauchen texanus (razorback sucker)
Lineage: Eukaryota; Metazoa; Chordata; Actinopteri; Cypriniformes; Catostomidae
Gene: vopp1a
Product: VOPP1 WW domain binding protein a
Exons: 5
Coding region: 198-695 (165 amino acids)
Cellular component (GO): cytoplasmic vesicle membrane
Source: RefSeq, a predicted model, not a curated record